UGUCGCGUCUCGGCUGGGCGUGGCUUCGUGCUGCUUUUGCCGGGUUGGGUGAGGCUGUCAGUGCUCCGGGGCUGGUAGUGGGUCCGUCUCAAGGCUGUUUCCAGGAAGCCGGCACCUCAGAUGCUCAAGGGAGCGUGAGGGCGGGGUGGAAAGGCCUGGAAGCCCAGUCGGAAAUUCUAAGGACUAUUCUCCUCUUCAAGUGUCCCAACGUGGGGACUUCGUUUCCCCAGAUGGCAUCGACGCUCCCCACAUCCGAUGACCAGGGAGCACUGUUUGAAGAUCUGGAUGUGUAUUUUUCUCAAGAGGAAUGUGUGAGUCUGCACCCUGACCAGAAGACCCUCAGCAGAGAAGCCUCAUUGGAUUGUCACGAUUUAGAGUUGAUGGGAGGGGAAGACAAGACUGAGACCAGUCAGCAGUUAAGCCUAGAGUCUAUGGAACUUGAAGAGCUGUCCCUGGAAACAUACUCCAUUGCUGCACCCCUCGUCCAUUCCUCUGAAAAAUCUGAGGAUGAUGUUGGAAUACAGGACAGGAAAAUGUCAGGCGGAACUCUGACUUGCAAGACCAAGCUUAUAAGCCUCUUGGUCACCAUUGAAAACCAAACUCCAUUAGAAGAACUGUCUCAGUGUUUAGGAGUCAGAACACUUUCUGAUAUUAUUCAAGUUCCCUGGGAAGAAGCCAGUAAUGUGUACAAGUGUCCCGACUGCGACCAAAGCUUCAGUGAUAAUACGUACCUUGUUUUGCAUCAGAAGAUUCAUUCAAGAGAGAAAAGGUAUAAAUGUAGUACCUGUGAGAAGACCUUCAGUCACAGAACCAGCCUGAGGACGCACAGGAGGAUCCACACUGGGGAGAAGCCUUACAAGUGUGCCAAGUGUGCCGCCACCUUCCGGCAGCACUCACACCUGUCCCGGCACAUGCAUAGCCAUAUAAAGGAGAAACCAUAUACAUGUAGUGUAUGUGGGAGAGGUUUUAUGUGGCUCCCAGCUUUGGCAGAACAUCAGAAGAGUCAUACUGAUAAAAAACCUUAUGAAUGUGCUGACCGAGAUCAACACUUUUGUCAGGAAACAAACCUGGCUUUGCCUAAUAAAACAGGCUCACCAGACACCCCAUACCAGCACCCACAUUAUGUGAAGAGCUUGGAGCAGCCCUCAUACCCUGCUGUCCCUGAGAAGGACCCUGAGGAGGACUCUAAACACUGCAGUAUUGAUGAUGAAGACUUUUUUUCGUUCUCCAGAUUCAAACCCUUACAAUGUCUUGAUUGUGACAUGACCUUUCCUUGUUUCUCAGAGCUUGUUUCUCAUCAAACCGUUCAUGACAUGGAAAAACUUCAUAAGUGCAAAACAUGUGCAAAAUCUUUUGCUUUAGAUUCAGAACUUGCAUCCCACGAGAAGACCCACAUUAGAGAAGAACCUUUUAAAUGUACGGUGUGUGGGAAGAGCUUCAGAGUGAAUAUGCAGCUCAUCACUCAUAAACGAACCCAUAGGCGAAACACCAAGUAAAUAAAAGCUUUUGCUACUAUGUGGGCUUUUCAGUAUCUGUAUGAGGGUAAACGCUGCUUAUGUGCGGGGCACUGUGCUAAGUAAGCACUUUACGUACAUUCCAUGUAAUGUAGGCAGUAUUAUUUAUUACAUCUGAUUUAGAACUGAGGAGAUAUAAUCAGUAUUACAUGGAUAGCAUAUGAAAUCAGGACUUUAACUCAGUUACUGGUCAGACUCCAUUUGCUUUAGGUUUUAAAGAAACAGAAAACUUCUUUAAAAUUCAGUUUUUGACUCCUGAUGUGGUGGCGCACGCCUUUAAU
This is a messenger RNA of Psammomys obesus (fat sand rat), 1795 nucleotides long. RefSeq names its product zinc finger protein 597 (gene Znf597). The transcript is spliced from 3 exons. Gene Ontology annotation, biological process: regulation of DNA-templated transcription. NCBI's taxonomy places the organism in Eukaryota, Metazoa, Chordata, Mammalia, Rodentia, Muridae. Bases 231 to 1496 code for a protein of 421 amino acids. The record is from RefSeq and is a predicted model, not a curated record.